AUGAGGUUUCAAAAAUCCAUGUCCAACAAAGGAGAAGAUGUCGAUCUUGGAGAGGAGCUUGGUGAACGAGCAAGCCAUGCCAACGAGGCUAGGCGAUCAGCUCAAACUGCCAACAGAGUAGGCACCCUUGGAAUGGUGGUGGGCGAGCCUGCUGUUUUUAUUGGAGAUGAGAGGCAUCGGGCUUGCCUGGGCGAACAAAGAGAAGGGAACAGGGUUGAUCCAGGUGGGCAGUUCUGGCAAGCAGCCUACUCGCGUGGGAACUGUUUUGGCGCAAAGCUGAUGGGCGCGCCGAAGGAGGUUUGGACAAAGCUACCCCAUGAGCAGGAGAGGUGGAGCUGGGUGUCCCAGCUGGCGAAGAGAGGAAUGAGGCGGUCCAGGUUGGUGAGGAAGUGGUCCAAGCUGGCGAGGAGGCUUCCUAGGGCAGGGCCAAGGUCCAAGCAAGCUUGGCAUUGGGCUCCUAGACUGCGAUGA
Ilex paraguariensis (yerba mate) is the source of this 471-nucleotide messenger RNA. NCBI's taxonomy places the organism in Eukaryota, Viridiplantae, Streptophyta, Magnoliopsida, Aquifoliales, Aquifoliaceae. The record is from the annotation of a GenBank genome assembly.